Scleropages formosus (Asian bonytongue) is the source of this 6121-nucleotide messenger RNA. RefSeq names its product shroom family member 3 (gene shroom3). The coding region runs from base 71 to 5752 and encodes 1893 amino acids. Gene Ontology annotation, biological process: actin filament organization. Lineage: Eukaryota; Metazoa; Chordata; Actinopteri; Osteoglossiformes; Osteoglossidae. The transcript is spliced from 11 exons. Gene Ontology annotation, molecular function: actin filament binding. The record is from RefSeq and is a predicted model, not a curated record. Gene Ontology annotation, cellular component: adherens junction; apical junction complex; cortical actin cytoskeleton.
UUGUGCGUUUUCUCUCGGUUGCUGCUUGAGCUCGGAUCGCUGAGGCGCAGCCGUGUUCGUGCUGUAGCCCAUGGAGAGGAGCGCGUGCGGCUCGAGCGCGGUGUUCCGCAGAGGGGGGCUCCGCUAUGUGGAGGUGCUCCUCCAAGGAGGAGCCCCCUGGGGCUUCACUCUCAAAGGUGGUCUUGAACAUGGGGAGCCGCUCAUCAUAUCCAAGGUGGAGGAAGGUGGGAAGGCAAGUCUGUUAGAACAUCCUUUGGAGCCUGGGGACCAAGUGGUGAAUAUUAAUGAGGUGGAGCUCAGUGGCUUCAGACAAGAGGCCAUCUCGCUGGUCAAAGGGUCCUACAAGACUCUUCGGCUCACCGUCACCAGGGAAUGCAGUUUGGACCCUGGCUGCAGCGAACCGGCCACGCCGCCCCCUGUUGGACCCACCCACAGUCAAGGACAUUCCCAGGACAACCGAGGCUAUUCUGGUGGGGUGAAACUGCACAUCAGGAACAGGCGAAGUGAACCAGUGUCACGACCCCACUCGUGGCACUCAGCCAAACUCGGGGAGGGUCAGCAGGACCCCAGCAUGAUGCAAAUAUCUCAGGGCGGCAUGGGCGCUCCCUGGCACCAGAACUGCCAGUCCAGUGCCUCUACCACUGACCUCUCCAGCUAUGACCCUGGGUACCUGAGGAAAAGUCCUGACCAGUACAGCUCACGAGGCAGCAUGGAAAGCCUGGAUCAUGGUCACCCAGCCUACAGCUCCUGUCAUCAGCUGUCCUCCUCCAAGUCUUCCAACAGCAUUGACCAUCUGCACAAUAAGCGGGACUCAGCCUAUAGUUCCUUCUCCACCAGCUCCAGCAUUCCAGAGUACCCUACAGCAGGGCCCUCUUUUACUAAGGAGCGCUCCUACUCCAUGGAAAGCAUGCUGUCACAUCGUGGGCCAGAGGGCAUGCGGCAAGCCGAUAUACGCUAUGUGCGCACAGUCUAUGACCCCCAGCAGGGCAUUUCUCAGGAGCAUGAAGUUAGUUCUGCUAAACUGCUGCAGAACACUGAAGCCAGGACUAAGACCGAGGGCCGAGGAGGGGGCCCAGGGGAACUCACAACCCGCAGCAAUAGUACUGGUGGGAGCAGUUGCAACUCCAUGACCAAUCAUAACAGUGUCGGAUCCACAUGGGGCCAGGCAAGCAGCCGUAGCUCAUAUGAAAAUUUGAAAGGCGCACCAGCACCACCACUGCGCAGCGAUAGCUAUGCUGCCAUUAAGAACCAUGAACGGCCAAACUCUUGGUCUAGUUUGGAACAAGCUCGGUCCUUAAGGGCCUUGCAGAAGGGUUCUUGGACUCACUCCAGCGGCUCGGUCAACUCAGCAAAGUCCUCCUUUACGGCAGAAGGGCAACUACACACAGUGAUGGAAAAAAGCCCUGAGAGUAGCCCCACCAUAAGGCCCAAGCAGAACUUCCCCCAAGCUCCUCAACCAGGGCGUUUAAUGCUUCCCACAGGCAUCUAUCCAGUACCCCAGCCUGAGCCGCACUUUGCUCAAGUUCCCACCAGCUGUCCAAACUCUGGUACUAUGUAUCCUGCUCUUGCUAAGGAAAAUAUGUGUCCCUCUCAGAGAGAUCAAGACAGGGAGAUUAAUAAUACUGAUGGGUUGACAAUGGAGAAGAGAAACCAAAGUAACACCCCUUCCAUUGCCAGCCAGACCACUGGCUUUCCUAAACCAAAAACACUGAUGCAUCAUGAAGGAAGGCAGGAAGACUCUAAUACCAAAUUCAGUCACUACAGGCCACAUUUUAGACCUAACACAGAAGUAUAUGGGAUGUCCCAAGUGCAAAACCAGGAGCCUACUUACAGACACUUGGAACAGAGUGUAGCCCAGGAAAGGAGGGAUCCAUAUACUCGAGUUCAACAAAGGGUAGACAGACAGAGGCAUUCACAGAGCUUUGAAAACACAGAGGUGCAUAGACAGACAAGAGAGGAAGACCCAGUCCGAUCCAUUGCAUGGACCCAUCACCUCCAGAAUACAGCAGCAUCAUCUGAGGCCAGGGACACAUUUAAUUGUACACAGGCACCUUAUGGUAUUUGCAAAGAUGUAAGUUUCCCUACCUCCCAUGGAGGCAGAGGCGAGUCUGUUCACACCCAAAAAAAUGCUGCCGCAACUCAACUAAGACACUACAGUGAGACUGAUGCACUCCAUCAGCAGUCAGACCAUCCUUUAACGCGACUAGAGAAUGCCCUGGUGCAGGUCCAGAGAUCAAACUCAGAAGAUCCUCCAAGCCAGUGCAGCCUACAGACUGAAAGUAAUGAGAUGGAUGCCAUGCACCUCUCCGUGCUGGAGAAAGUUAACCGCUUCGAGCAGCAAAGGCGUUCACAGAGCCAGAAUGACAUGCAUCGCAGCUAUGCUAGUCGUAGCUCAACCCGUCCCAGUCAGGCCCCCAGCACCAAAAACCCUUAUUCUUGCAUGGAAGACAGCCACAGCAAAGGAGAAGUAAAUACCAGUUCCACCACUAAGGCGUGGAGUCUUAGCAGAACGCAAAGCUGCACUACAGAAGGAAAAGGAAUGGGGGGACUUGAGGACAAUAAAGAAUUCCAGCAGUAUCCAACAGCAUUUCAAAUGUGUGGAAACAGAGAGGCCCCUCUCAAAAAUCCUCAUUGUAAGUUCAUGCCAAUCCAGCGGAGCAAGAGCACUUACCAGCUUGGUGGAGAGAAUGGUAAGGAUUUCCACUGGAAAGAAGAUCUUGAGGACAUUCUAGGCACCAUCCAGGACUCCUCCUUCAACAGGGCAUACAGAGAUAGUAUCAAAGAUGCUCAGACCAAGGUCCUCAGGUCAACUUCUUUCAGACGGAAGGAUUUAAGUGCCAAUCCAUCAGUGCCCAGUAAGCAUUUAUCACUGGAAAGAAAGGCUCCCAAAACAAGCCCCAAGCCUGUUAUGACAUCCCCACACACUCCAAAAGAGAGGCACAUUGUCACUCCUGAGGCAGACAAAUCCAUUCCUCCCCCACUUCCAAGUGUUCCACCUGUUGGACUCGCAGUCACCAGGAUUGGAGGCCGAAAACGGCUCACUCUUGAACAAAAGAAGCGGUCUUACUCCGAGCCAGAGAAAAUGCAUGAGUUGGGAUUGUCUGAUGGCGAGGACUCGCAGAAAAAGGUUUCACAGCAGUUCUUUUUCCCAGAGACAAGUGUAGCAGACAGACGCAAGCUCUUUGAAAUGGCUGCCACCAAAAGCACAGGUCCGAGCCUCAGCAUCUCCCGUCCAGAGCUUAAACAGCUACAGCAGGAUGCUCUGGCAGAGUACAUGGAGCGCAAGACUGGUCGGCGGGCUGCUGGACGCAGCCGUCCUGCCAGCGCUUACAUGCAGCCCUCAUCCUCUGACUCCCAGAGUAUUUCUUCAGCAUCUAGUUUUGCUUCCCUACAGGAGCCAAGUUUGCCAUGCACCCCACAGUCAGACAGCUAUCCAAAAACAAACCGUCUUUCCUCCACUCUUCCCUCCGGCUUAAAAGGUACCUUUUACCCAAAUGAAAAACCUACACACCUGUACUCCCACAGCAACAGUGCCUCCCUACCCAAGCAACAGGAGACACCACAAGAACUUUUUGGUUCUCAAAGGGAAAUCAGUAGAUCUAGCCCAGCUACUUCAUCUGAGUACCUGCAGAGCAAGCUCCCUUUGCUGCAUCAAGACAGAUCGUUUCAGAGGAUUGUGCCUGCAAGGAGCUCUGGGAAGUCUGCUUCAGCAGAAGACUUGCUGGAGCACUCUGUAGAGCCAAAGCUGAUUCCUCAGCACUUCAGGUCUCGAUCCUCACCCUCAGAUGAAAAGUUCAAUAAGACUGCAGAUGUAGAUCAUUCGAUAUUUGAGAUGUUUUCAAAGGAGUCCUUGUUAUCCUACACGGGCAACAGAAGGCUUGUGAGGAAUCCAGAUCAGGACAGGCCUACAGGAACUGCAGUCAGGAUGGAGAAGUACAUGUCGAUCCAAGGCACCUCCCAGCUCAACCCUCCAGUCAUACGGAAGGAGAAGCAACGGCAGGUGGAGCGGCAGCGGGCGCACAGUGCCGUGGGCCUGGCGGCUUCUGUUGGUCUGCCCUGCUCUUUCUCCCCACCACCCAGCAGCACAGAGCUGGACUGGCAAGCCAGCGAGAGACUGUGUCAGGCCAACAUGGAUGCGCUCGCCCGCAAUUCAUUCCCUUUCCGAGCUCAGGCCCAGUCUGCUCCGGAAGGCGUGACGCCCCAGAGCUCUACAGACACCAGCACCACUGAGGAUACAGAGAAGGAGGUCCAGUGGGAGGGCUAUGCCUCUCAGGUUCCCAUUACCACAAAGACCAUGAGCAUACCCUGGGAUAAAGGACAGGAAGAUGACCACAGUGCUCCUUGCCUGUCCCUAGCAUCACAAGGGUCCCUGUCCCAGACAGAGAGUCCCUCUCCUACACAGCCCCAGCACCUCCCCUCCCUGCGCAUCUCAGAGUCCAACCUCCACUUCUCCCUUCCCGCUCAGUUAUCAAAGGAUGACGAUGAUGUAUUUCUUGAGGAUCCAGCCCCACCCACCCCACCGCCACCGCUAACGCCACCGUGCGCACCCCUUCGGGAAACAGAGCUCAUAGAUUUCCCACCUCCUCCUCCACCAACACCUCCCACAGAAAAUGAGCAGGGUGUUAACAACCUCAGUGAGACCAUUUUCGACAGUACAGCAGCCAAGCAGCUGCAGAGCCUCCCUGCCUUGCCUGUGGCCUCUGACCUUCCCUGCACAUCCGUCACGCCGAGCCUGAGUGCGGAGAGUGAUGUCCAGUCGCCGCCUGGCCCCACCAAAGAUGUGGAAUAUGGUACAGUCUGCGAAGACCAGAAGGGCUUAGAAGAGGAAGUAGUGCUUUGCAGGAGGGAGCGCUCAGCUGAGGAGCUCAGGGUGGAGGCGCUGUCACGGGAGCUGGUCUCCAGGGACAAAUCAUUGACCCCCAUCCUGGGAACGUGGGCGGUGAAGACUACUGUGGACUUGAUGGAGGACAUCUUUCCUACUGGAGCUCUGCUACCACAGCAACAAAGGAGAAGCACCCAGCUGGAGGACCGAAGUCCGGGAGGAAUUUCCACUGAAGAGGACGUGCCACUACAGAGUCAGAACAGAGAGAUGGAGACAGACCUGGAUGAGGAGGAGACAGACCUGAAUCUAAAGAAGGCGGAAUUGGUGGAGGCUUUGACCCUCAGUAUGACUGCACUCAAAGAGGAGAGGGAGGCCCUGGCAGAGGAGCAGAAGAAGUUCAGUGAAUUGGGAAACCACAUAGAAGCGCUGGUGCAGGAGUGCUGCAAACCCAAUGAGUGCGACAAGUACCGCAUGUUCGUGGGAGACCUGGACAAGAUCGUCAACCUGCUGCUGUCACUGUGUGGCCGGCUGGCCCGUGUGGAGAACGCCCUCACCACUCUGGAUGGCCUGGAUUCAGAGGACAGCACCAAGGAGAGGGAGUCCCUGCAGCAGAAGCGGAACCAGCUGUGCUGUCAACACGAGGACGCCCGCGAGCUGAAGGAGAACCUGGACCGGCGGGAACGUGUGGUUCGGGAGAUCCUGGCCGGGUACCUGAGCGUGCAGCAGCUGCGCGACUACCAGCACUUUGUCCGCAUGAAGCCGGCGCUGCUGAUCCGCCAGCGGUGCCUGGACGACCUGAUCAGGCAGUGCGAGGAGCAGCUGCAGCAGCUGGGGGAGAUCUUCCUGGCGGAGGCCCGGGACCUGCCCGGAGGCCCCAUACCCGCUGCCCCGUCCUCCUCUGCCCGUUCCACCACAGUCACCUCACUGUGACCUCUGCACACACUGCUGCUCACACCGACUGCUAUACUUGACGAAAACUCCCCACUUGACCAGCACCAGCAACCCCGCUAACCUGCACGUCUGCACUCCUUUCAUACGCUUCCCCGUCACCCCCUGCUCUUACAGGAGACAUCUGUGAAAGACUGACCGAGUGUACGUAAAAAUCCAUCUGUGUGCGUGUGUUUGUGCGUGUCCUAUUUUUGUUCCAACAUCGACAUCAAGUAUGUGAUUACUGUCAUCUUGAAAUUCUUCGCUGGCUUGAACGCACUGCUCUGCCAAGGCUUAUCCCCAAUGAAGGGUUUGAAGGACUGAUUUUCGAAGGUUGACCACAUUAAGGGGCUAGCAAUCAAUCUGCUGUGU